This is a messenger RNA of Oncorhynchus nerka (sockeye salmon), 2750 nucleotides long. Its product is annotated as syntaxin-16-like. The transcript is spliced from 8 exons. Gene Ontology annotation, biological process: intracellular protein transport; vesicle-mediated transport; vesicle fusion. Gene Ontology annotation, cellular component: membrane; SNARE complex; endomembrane system. Gene Ontology annotation, molecular function: SNARE binding; SNAP receptor activity. Bases 876 to 1688 code for a protein of 270 amino acids. NCBI's taxonomy places the organism in Eukaryota, Metazoa, Chordata, Actinopteri, Salmoniformes, Salmonidae. The record is from RefSeq and is a predicted model, not a curated record.
UUAGCCUAUUUAUUUUGCUUAGUUUCAAAACUCUAAAGAGUUCAUAGUUUUCCCUUUCAGUCCUUCUUUCAUUCACCCUCCUACUUCUGGGCACUAAGGUGUUUUGACUAUGGGACCGUUAUUGUGUUCAGCAGCUUCAUAGUAGAACUCAAAUCCAGACUUUGAAAUGCAUUCUUUUCAUCCACCUGAUUGUGGAUAGUCGAGGAAGCGUUAGGCCCAAUUCAUUACAUGACAAAUCAGUCGUCUGGCGUAUUGGGGCAUAGUAAUGUUUGUUUGAAUCAAAGAGCAAAUCCAGUGUUUACUAGGCUUUGAGUUUCUGAAGUAGCUUAGGUGCUCCUCCUUGUUUUUAUGGCAUUAUUUCUCUUGCAUGGUGUUCUGGGUGCUCAUGCUGAGUGAUCUGCAUGCAUAUCAAAAUCCUCUUAUGUGAAUCUUUGUCCUGCAUCUUUCCUUUCUCUAGGCCUAUAUGAAAUGCUUCUGUGCUUAGGCUAAUCAUUUGGAGAUCAGGGACAUAGGCUAGCCCUAUUUCUUUGCCUUCACACACUCAUGUCACACUUCACUGACCCAAUGUAUUUAGGCCUAGCAUAGAUUUAUCAAAGACAGGCCUACCUUUUUACAGGAUGAUUUUACAUGUAUGAAGAACCUCGAUUGAUAUAAAAUUGGAACAUAACAUUUUGGAACAUUUAGUAUGAUCCCUCUUUAAACGGUAUCUGUGACAUUGCAUGAAAAAUGUCUGUAUGAAGCUGAUCACUGCUUUUUGUCUGGGGCUCACUUACUGUUACUUCUCUCACUUCAUCUCACCUCUCCCUCUCUCCUCAUUGGACUUCGCUGGGGUCUGCCAAUCACAUUAGGAGCUUGAUGAGUUGGCUGAUGACCGCAUGGCCCUGGUCUCUGGGAUACGUUUGGACCCAGAAGCUGCCAUCGGAGUCACCAAGAGACUGCCGCCCAAGUGGGUAGAUGGGGUCGAUGAGAUUCAGUAUGACAUCACACGGGUCCAGCAGAAAAUGAAGGAGCUGGCCGCCCUCCAUGACAAGCACAUGAACCGUCCCACCCUGGAUGACAGCAGUGAAGAGGAGCAUGCCAUAGAGAUCACUACCCAGGAGAUCACACAGAUGUUCCACCGGUGUCAGCGUGCGGUGAGAGGUCUGCAGUCUCACUGUGGCCACUGCACAGAGCAAGAAGAGAGGCUUCUGAGAAACGUGGUGUCCUCGUUGGCAGGGAGCCUGCAGGAGCUGUCCACCAACUUCAGACACACACAGUCCAGUUACCUGAAACGCAUGAAGAAUCGCGAGGAGAGAUCAAAGCACUUUUUUGACUCCGGUCCUCUAAUGGAGGAGGAUGAAGACAUAGCACUAUAUGACAGGGGGUUUACAGGUGACCAGCUGGUCCUGGUAGAGCAGAACACAGUGAUGGUGGAGGAACGUGAGAGAGAGGUCAGACAGAUUGUCCAGUCCAUCUCUGACCUGAAUGAGAUUUUCCGAGACCUGGCUGGAUUGGUGGUGGAACAGGGCACAGUACUUGACAGAAUUGACUUCAAUGUGGAGCAAUCGUGUGUCAAAACAGAAGAGGGGUUGAAACAGUUACAAAAGGCUGAACAGUAUCAGAAGAAAAACCGAAAGAUGCUGGUCAUUUUAAUCCUUACUGUUAUAGUUGUCGUUCUAAUACUUAUUCUAUUUGGGACCAAGUUCUAGUGAUGCAUUCCUUUGCUUUUGGUAUGUUGUGUGUGAUUGUAUGAGGGUCUUAUCUGUACUUCAAAUGAUGUUGAUUACCUGUCCAACUUUUCAAUCAAUAUCUGAAGAAUCAUUCUUCCAGAAUCUCGCGCUGUAGGACUCAUGGAGAUGUUGAAUGCAUGAUUCCUAAGAGAGGACUAUUUAACUUUGGAACAUGCCUGCACACACCCACUGUGCUCCAAUACCCUCUUGAACAUGACCAUAUCCAUGUGUCAUGGUACUGCUACAAAGAAACACAGAAAAAACAUAUUCAAUUCCCUUGUGGUCGACUACUGAUUAAUUAUCAUGGCCAUAUAAUUUGCUUGGUUUUGGAGAAAAUAAGUGGUUUUCUUGUGAGAAUUAGCAUCAUCUGUCCAGUUUUAGUGUAAGCUAUAGUUGUAAGCUCUGCUCUUCCAUGUAUGUUAUUCCAAGAGAAGAAUUCCUACAAUUCAGCUACUGCACAGAUGAAAACUGAAUGUCUAUGAACGAGGAACAUUUUGUCUCGUGGUGUUGCUUUUACGGACCCUGGUCAUUGCAUACACUUCAUUUGUUGAGCAUUUGUUUCGUUUUCUGUAAUUCUAUAAUUCUAUAAAAGGUCCAAGGAUUUAGUCUAUGGCAAAGAUGUAUUGAAUAGCCUAAAUUGUGUCUGUGGCGGCCUGUGUUGGAAUGAACGAUGUGUUGCAAGCUUUUGCACUCAAAUUACUUUGCCGAUUCCGCUACAAAAUCAACUCUUCAGUUUCUUAUGAAGAAUGGUCCUGUUUUUUUUUUAAAGAUAUGUGACCCAUUUCAUGUUAAAUUCUGAAUAGAUUUCAAAGUGUGCUCAAGUCUUUAUUACUGCUGAUGAAGCUGAAUUCAUUGUGAAGUCCCAAAUGGCACCCUAUUCACUAAAUAGUGUACUACUUUUGACCAGGACCAAUAGCCAGGGAAUAGGGUACAAUUUGGGAUUUGGGAAGUCUUGGACAGAAUUUGCUAUUUCCAAAACAUUGUCCAAGUUCAGUUUUAUAUAUAUUUAUACACACUUCAAUUAUAAAUCAUAAUUUCUCA